CUCAUUUUUUAUAGGGCAACCGCGCAACAUGAAACUCGAACAGUGUAUGUGAACUUCGGCUUCCGUGUUGCUUGGUAACUGCUCAUCAUAUAGCAGAUACUUUUGGGGGUAGUCAAACUUUAUUUUAGAGUGUAAACUAUCUAGUUAACCAUGUUUUUCGACACUAUGUGACGAAAUUAGAAUUCGGUGUGACUCGUAACACAAACAUAUCUCCAAGGUGAAGGAUACAGUAUCCUCAAGUAAUACGCAACCUGCAAAUAAGUAGACAAUAGAUUUUCGAGAGGUUUGGCGAGGUAUUUACGCUAGUUGAGAUUGUCGACGAGUAAUAUGAGAGGAUCCUCAGUAGCUAGAUGAGUUCAUUUAUUUUGAUCUUAGACAAUAGCGGGUUACAGGUUUAUUAACGUUCAGUUUGUUUCCUGUUGAAUCGCAGUUACAUGUCCUUUUCAUAACAACCCUCAGAAUGACAGAGAAACGGAUUUUUACAGGCAUUUUCUACCCAUUAUAGGGUCUAAGCUUCUUAGUAUGCUAUGAUUUUAGAUACUAAGUAGUUUAUAAUAGAAGUUGAAAUAACAAACGACUCUACGAUUCAAAUUCCCUGUUGUUUGUGAUAGUGCAGUCCUAGUCAUCGUGCAACUCAAAGGUUCCAGGAGUUAUCAGACAUAACUCAGGAUAUGAGCAAGUAGAGAAAAAUGAGGGACGUCAUAUGCCGAAAAGAGUCUUUCCUGUUUGUAGUUCAAACUAAACUGUAUUUCUUACCAUGUUAUUUUUCCUCAAUUAUUCGCUCAGAAAAUGUAUUAAAACAGAAAGGAAAGAACUUCUAACAACAAACAUACGUUCCUCCCACCUAUUGUCGUGUUCUACGCUACCUCCAUCGAUGUCGAUCUGACGAACAGGAGCAAAGUUUUCAGUCUGUUCAAGGUCCCAUAAGUGAUAAAGAAGUGUAAUGAAGUUUUGACUUGUCGGAAACAAUAACGUUGAAUAUGAGGUCGUGGGAAACGAUUUGCCUACUUUUAAUCCCAUAUAGUUUCAUAACGAAUGUACUGAUCAUCGAAUUUCAGAUUAUCCCAUGAAUUGUGAACAAUUCCUAAUAAUUUUCAAUAUCUUCCGAUAGCUUGAGCAUUUAUAAUACUGAUACAACAACUUGUAACUCUAAUAUAUAAUUAGGGAGCACAAAUAAAUUAUUAUCUACUGGUACUUCGUAUUAGAUCUCUAUUUCAAACUUGGUCAGUAAUUAGGAAUGUCAUUUGUUCUCUAAUAGAAAGUUCGUACGUGUUGACCUACUGGACAGCUUUGUUUCUAUGUUAUAAACAGAAAUGCGUCAUCAAUAUCAGUUUUGCGAACUCACAAGGCUAGUAAUGGUGGCUAGCUUAAAGUUUUUGCAAGAAUAGUGUUUAAUAUGUAACUAUAAUUUAUCACAACACUGAAUCAGAUUAUAUUUAAUAAACACAUGGCAGAUAUCUACACCCUUUCUGAUAAAUCUUAGGCAAAUAUUGGUUAGUGACGAAGUGUAGUACUUCAAUAGAAACUCAAAAUAUAUAAUGAAGUAAAUAUUGGUGGGCAAUGUACUUUUGUUUUCCUGUUUGACUUGACGACGAAACUCAAGUUAGCUUGACAUUCUAAUAAGUGACGCCGAACUACUAAGAAAUAGUCUUUUUGAUCAUGAUUAAGGGUGAGUGACAAGGUACACGUCAUAAAGGUUGACAUUCAAAAGCCGAAAUCCAAUUGACAUCUGAUAAAUGACAUGAAAUAACGUGCGCGAAGACCUCUGAUUCGGCUCUUCACCUUAACACAUAUAUCGUUUAGCUGUUGAUGGUUUUUCGUCUAGUGUAAACGUGCAUUGUGCUUUAUGAGUGUGAGAAGCAGCGUACAUGAGGAUCUGAAAGAGUACAAGAAAAACGUGAGUCGAACACUCAGUAAGUACAGAUAAUACAGUAAGAUGUAAUAAGGAAAAUAAUCUAUAAAAAUUAUCGACAACGUAACAUUAAGUUCAUCUCAUUGUAGUGAUGAUAAGAACUGGAAGUACACUGUGUGGUAUAAAUGAGUACCUUAAGAACUUCAAAUAAUAUUGAGUGGUAUUUCAGUCUUGUACAUACAGAACGGAACAAACCCUCUAUCAAUGAUUGCAAACGUGUCUUGGCAACAGCGAUCACAGUCGAUUCAGGUUUCUUUUAGAAACGUCGACGGUUCUGUCGAUCGACAGAUGGGGCUGUGAUCACAAGUUGAGGUAACGAGUUCUAGUCUUUGACGACUCGGUGUUCAACUGACGAUUAAUUUGUCUUGUGCUUGCAAACCUAGUUUGUGUCAUCGUAAAUUAUGUGCUUCGGGGAACAAUAAAUGUGGCCGUAUCAUAUGUAAAUUUAUGAUUAAGUGAUGAAGUCACUGUAUAACAAGGAAAAUAUAUUAAGUUUAGUCAGUCUGUGAAGGUAGGUCUGAUAAGCUUAUUUUGUAAAUAGUUUUCAAUGUUAUUUGUAUUUAUUUUGUCAAGCUUCCACUGUGUGUAUAUUUAACAUUAAAUGACUGUAACUGUUGUUUUAGUAAAUGACUUUGAACGCACUUUCCGUUAUGAUACUGACAUAGCGUGACAUACUCUUGCUGGCUAACAAAUACACUACUACUCACACAUUCCUCGUUCUAUCUUCGUUUGUGAUUGAGUUAGCUGAAGUCUAAAUCAAAUACUAUCAUUUUUUAUAAUGUAAUUGGAAUAUAUCCCAUUCUACGUAGAAUUAUAUCACUGGAGAGUUCGUCAACCCGCUCAGAAUCACCAAGCAUUUAUAAUUGUGGAUUUACAAUACCGGACCCAAUCAGAACACGCAACAUUUGGUCAAUUUAAGUAGCGUCCCAAAUUUUUAUUGUAUUUGUAACAAUUAACUGGUAUAUACUAAUAUUACUAUUGAUCUUCAGUAACUUUGUUGAUACUUUUCGCGUUCAUAUCUUUCUGGUCCACCACUUUCUGAUCACGUCAGGCUCACCAUUUUUGUGAAGGCCCGUAGUUUAAUUUUGUCCUCAUUUAGAUCGACGAUAUUCGUUGAAGGGCUCACCAUUUUAGUGGCCCAUAGUGGCACCUAGUAUGUUUACUCGUGGUGUCUCAGUUUUAUGAAACUCUAAAUAACGUUCUUAGAUGUGGAGAUCUAACCGACCGACUAAGUUCAGACUAACUCUUUAACGAUAUCGAUCUACAACAUACAUCAGCGACAGACAUGUUACGAAGAGAGGACCUUGGUCAAUGGACUGAAGAUGGCACAGAUAUUCAAUGUUGACAACGCUUUCACCAGUAACACCUAAUAUAACUCGUACCCACCAAAAGAAAUCAAAAGACAGAAUCGAAGAGAUCAGAAGUUGUAUUUGACGAUUGUCAACAUAUCGGAAUUGUCUGAUCUAGUCUGGCUAGCGAUCGCAAUAGAUGUUGAGCACGGCGUUCCCACACGUGAUCUGGUGCAGAUGCAUGACCGAGCACCUUCAGCUAGGUGAGUCCAUUAAAACAUGUGGUCAGCAUCCAAAGUCGAAAACUUACAGAGCUAUUUAUUUUGUGGAUUUAUUUACCGCUACAGGACCUUUUACGACGUUUCAGGAAAAUCCCUAGCCGGCACGUGUUAACGGCAACCGUAGCCGGCUAACGUAGACGUCUAUUAUAUAUAUUAUGUAUAUACAUCACCGAUGUGAUUACGAAUGUUCGCUUCCUCGUCGACACUGGCUCAGAAGUUAUCGUUCUCCCAGCAAAUUCUAGCGGCUGACUGUAUGAAGCAAUUUUCAACUUACGGCAGCAAAUAGGGAACCGAUCGCCACAUAUGCUAAGGGAUAUGUUUAUCUUAGCGUUGGUUUACGCAAGCCCACUCACUGAAUCUUCAUUAUUAUACAUGUUUCAGUGACAGUAAUUGAUAUAGACCUGCUGAAACAUCAUAAUAUAGUCAUCGACACGUGCAAACGGAGGUUAGUAGAUGGAAACAAUUUAUCUGUUUGUGCAACUUCUUUUUGCACUUCUAGAUUAUCACUAGCCAGAAUAAGACACACGAUCGAUCCAUACUACUAACAAAUACUGAGGUAUACCAAACGCAACUGAAAUUGCCAACAAACCAGCAAUGUUGCACCUCACAUCACGGCUUCUGGACGGCGAAGAAAGAACAUCAGAGCCUUUCGAUUCUGCCCGCUGUUUCGUUUCAACGACCUUGAGCAGCCUAACAGGAUCAUUCCGUAUUUCAAUUGCCGUGGGUUUGUGGGGUUGCAUGAGUAUUGAUUUUUUUCAUGCUUAGGUCAUCUUUUGCUGCAUUAAAAAUAACUGCCAAAGGCAAUAAUUUAAUAUUCUCUGUUUUGUAGUGUACACGUUGGCUCCGUUGUCGCUUCGUAACUUGAUCUGUGGUCCUAACUGCUGUAGUAAACCUCAACGAAAUGUCUAGUCACCGGCAAGUCUUAAAUAUUUUUAGUUUUUCCUUCAGUUAUUAUUGUUUCAAGGAAUAACGUUUUUAUAAUUAAUGAUUGAUUUUUGUAGUGCUUCAUGUUCAAGUGACAUUUCAGCCAACUUAAUCUAUGCUUUUCAACGUAUUAUACUGAAAAAGUGUUUUGCAAACUGGGAUGACUUUGAGAGCGCGCUAAAAAAGUUCCAAAACGUAUGCAAGGAUAAUUUUAUCCCUUCUUAGACUACCCAUACUCAUUAUAUUCACACACAUGGAUGUCAGAUUCAAAUACCUUUUCGUGACAUUUCACUGCACGUUCGGUCAUUAGCGUAAAUCAGAAAUUUCGACAAUGAAUCAAAAACCUUGAGAACUUUAACUAAUAUGUGACGUUCAAGGCCUAAGUUUCUUAACUGCCAAUUGAAGUGCCGCGUGAGAUUGGAAGCGAAAAGGUUUGUCAUGAAAUCAUACAAGAUGAUGCACAAUCAUCCUUGUAGUAGAUCUCGGAUGGUUUUUGACCUAUGGACCGGAAGAAUGUCGUCCGACGAAAGAGAAAAAUUGAAGCCAGUCAUAUUGCAGUCUCAGUCAACAGGUAAAUUAGCAGAAAUGAUCAAAAAUAAGACUGUUAAGGUCACCUCUGCCAAUGUGAAGACUAUGAAAGCUAAACACAGGUAAGUGUAUAAAAGUAUAUUUCAGGUUGCAUGACUCGAAAGCAAGUGGUGGAUAUGUUGCGACAGAAUGAUGAAGUGAGAGAGCAUUAUGAAAACAGAUAUGUGACAGGUAUCUGCUUCAGCACUCAUGAGCAGAUAUAGUUGUACAAUAAAUAUACAGAAGUUGCUGUAAGGUGCUGUACGUAUGAUUCUCCAAGGCGCGUACUUCCGUUAUUCAACAUGAUAACUCCAUUUGCACGAACACAAUUGAGAAAUAUGAUGAACGUUUCGCGAUUGAAGUUGAAACAAACGUCAACAAUUACUUUUUUGGGAAUUAUCGAUAAAAACUUGUGAACUUGUUUUUCUGAAUCAGCAUUAUCGAUGAUUUAAUAAACUUGUGCAUAAUUUU
This is a messenger RNA of Schistosoma bovis, 5444 nucleotides long. The record is from the annotation of a GenBank genome assembly. NCBI's taxonomy places the organism in Eukaryota, Metazoa, Platyhelminthes, Trematoda, Strigeidida, Schistosomatidae.